Spodoptera exigua (beet armyworm) is the source of this 6310-nucleotide messenger RNA. NCBI's taxonomy places the organism in Eukaryota, Metazoa, Arthropoda, Insecta, Lepidoptera, Noctuidae. The record is from the annotation of a GenBank genome assembly.
AAAGACUUUGUUUCACUUCCAAGUGGAUAAGUUACAAAAUAAAAAAGAAAUUGACAAUUUUAUCCCUGUCAUAAUAUUGUCAAAAAUAUUUUUACUCUCAGGCUUUCGUAAAUAAAAAAAUAUAAUUAUUUUUAAAAACAAAAACAUUUUGAAAAUAAUUAAUUUGUGUAAUUUUAUAUAAACCACAACAUUUAACAUUAUCGAAGGGCGUGGAUUAUCUUUAAUGCAGCUUGAUGAGAUCCAGGGACAAUGAGUAGCCAGCACCAGUAUAUGAGCGUGAACAACACACCAAGUGCACGCAUCGGAGACAUUGAACACAUUAGCCACCUGUCGGAACACAUAGGGUCCCUGUGCCUGUCGUCCGAGUACUCAGAUGUGACCCUCGUAGUGGAGGGGCAGCGGAUCCCCGCCCACAAGGUCAUCCUUGCCGCCAGCAGCGACUACUUUAGGGCGUUGCUGUAUGGCGGCAUGAGGGAGACCAACCAGGCGGAAGUGGAACUGCAGGCGCCCCUCCAAGCUUUCAAGGCUCUUUUACGAUAUGUGUACUCAGGUCACAUGGGCUUGUCAAUGCUGCGAGAAGACACAGUGCUUGAUAUGCUAGGCCUUGCACACCAGUUCAAUUUCCAGGAGUUGGAGACUGCCAUAUCUGACUACUUGAGGCAGGUUCUCGCUCUCAGGAAUGUUUGCUCCGUGCUUGAUGCUGCCAGACUGUAUGGGCUGAAGGCGCUCAUGGACUACUGCUACAACUUCCUGGACAGAAACGCUAUCGAAGUGUUACAGCAUGAUACCUUCCUGCAGUUGUCUGUUGAAGCGCUACAGGGCCUCUUAGAACGUGAUUCGUUCUUUGCGCCAGAAGUGGACAUAUUCAAGGCGGUCUGCAACUGGUUCAAUGCUAACCAGCUGUGGGUCAAGUCGGAAGCUGGUCAGGCGCAGAUCGAAAAAAUACUGAAAUGCGUCCGCCUAACGUUGAUGACACUGGAGGAGCUGCUGACGGUGGUACGGCCGUUCUCCCUGGUCACUCCCGACAUGUUGCUGGACGCCAUACAGGAGAAGACACAGACCAAGAGCACCGAGCUAAGGCACCGAGGCCUUCUUUUACCGGAGGAGAACGUGGCGACGCCGAAGCGCGGCGCGCGCGUGAUAUCUGGCGACAUGCGGUCGGCGCUGCUGGACGGCGACACCGACACGUACGACAUGGAGCGCGGGUACACGCGACACACCAUCAACGACGCGCCCGACAACCCCGGCAUCAUCGUGCGUCUCGCCACCUCCACCAUCAUCAACAACAUACGCCUGCUGCUAUGGGACAGGGACAAUAGAUCAUACGCGUACUACAUAGAGGUGUCAGUGGACCAGAAGGACUGGGUGCGAGUGAUCGACCACAGCAACUACUUCUGCCGCUCGUGGCAGAAUCUGUACUUCGAGCCGCGCGUCGUGCAGUACAUCAAACUCGUCGGCACUAGCAACACUGUUAACAAGGUGUUCCACGCGGUGGCGCUGGAGGCGCGCCACACGUGGCGCGUGCCCCCGCUGCGCGCCGGCCUCGUCGAGCCGCUGCACAACGUCGCCACCGUCGACCUCUCCGCCGUCGUCAUCGAGGGGAUCAGUCGUUCCCGUAACGCCCUAAUCAACGGUGACACGGAGAACUACGACUGGGACCAGGGCUACACGUGUCACCAGUUGGGCUCGGGCGCCAUCGUGGUGCAGUUGGCGCAGCCCUACCUUCUGUCGUCCAUACGCAUGCUCCUGUGGGACUGCGACUACCGCCACUACUCCUACUACGUGGAGACUUCGCUUAACAACUGGGACUGGGAGAUGGUCUGUGACCGCACCAGGGAAUCUUGCAGGUCCUGGCAAGUGAUAUACUUCAAGCCCCGGCCUGUGUCUAUCAUUCGCAUCGUUGGUACAAACAAUUCUGUAAACGAGGUGUUCCACCUGGUACACCUGGAGUGCCCGGCGCAGGUGGAGGACACGCGCGACGACCCGGCCGCCAAGAAGCAGCGCCCCGCCCACGACAACGCACUUAACCCCAUCGGCAACGGUAACACGAUCCUAUCAUAAUUACUAUUUGCGACUUUUACUUGUCUACAAUAAAAUUAAGACUGAAUUCGAAAUCAGUCGUCGGUUAGUAGUUAGUCGAGUGGUUGCAAACACAAAUACCGUCGAGAGGUCUCGGGUUCGAUUCCAGAGCCAGGGAAAGUAUUAUUGGGUAUUUUCGCAGUAAAUGAAUGAUUGACUUGGUUACCGCUGCCUAGCCCUGCCCUGCCCUGCUGGCAUGUUGUGACAUAAACGACAGUAUAAAGUCGCAUUGAAAGUGUGUCACGUAAAGUGGUGUUAAAGUAUCGGUAUCCCAGGCGGGCCUACAGGCGGCGCGACGGCGGGCGGGGCCGGGUCCCCCGCCACGUCGCGCGCCAGCAGCAGCUCGUCGGAGCGGUCGUGCCGCCGCGGCCUGCCGCCCGCCGAGACCGCCACCGAGGCCGAGGAGAGGUACGACCAUUGACCGCCCCACCAGCCCCAAACCGCUCUACUACUUACAUCUACAACGGAAUCGACUCACUUGAACCCACUGUCAUAUCUGUCUACUUAGGUUCACGUAAUAGGCGAAUGUAAGUCGCCGUGAUUUUUACAUUUUUAUCUGUAUAAAAUGAUAAUUCUCUUCAUAUUACUGUAUGAAUGUAGAAUGUAGGCUGGGUUUUAUACAGUUGCUCAACUCAGUUUUCUUCGUAAUGACGGGCUAAUGAGAAAAGGUGGAUAAUUAUGUAGUGUUAGCGGGAUUGUACCUAUAGUACAUAUUAUUAUGUUGCAUAUCAUGUUUAUAAGCAAAAACACCAGAAAAGAAAUUCAUUUUUAAGUCAAGAUAUCAAACGUUGGCCUUUUAAAAUUGUGUAAUUUUAUCCAAUUGUAUUUUUAUUUUUCUUGACGGCUGACAAGCAAUCUUACUUAUCGAUAAUUUUAUAUAUUCAACGAAUUAUUUAACUGAGCGAAUAAAGUAAAAUAGAUGUUUUUUUAUGAUUUAACUUCGUAUUCUCGUCGUAAUUCGUAUGAAUUUAAUCAUCUUUGAUACUGAAGUCGAAAGGAGAUUUCGGAUAGAGAAAUUAUUAAUUUAAAAUUAAUCUGUAGUUGUAGAGAGAUUAAACUUUGUAUACUUACAUAGGUUUUUUAAACAUUGUGUGGAUGAUUAUCUGAACAAUAAAAUUACUUAGAUGAUUCUAAUGUUCUUAGAAUUUUGUUAAAUGUAAAGAAUCAGGCUCUUUAUGACUUCUUCUCGACGGUUCACAAAGUAACCUACUUAUAGAGAGAGAGGCCUAAAGAGAAGAUUUUUAUAAUGUUUUCGUCCUUAGUAUUAGAGUUGCGUCAAAUUAGACUGUAACUUGUUCAAAUCUAUAGAUAUUUCGUUGUGUCUGUUGCGAUCUUAUGUUUAGAGACAUAGAAUGCUAUUUAUUUGCUUUGGCAUUGAAAUGUUCGCAAAACAAUUGAGAUUUGAUUAUUUAGUAUUUAAGCUUGUAUACAUAUUUCUAGUCUUCUGGCAGAAACUUUAGUUGAGGUACACAUAACAUACCCACAUCAAAAUAUUGUAAAAGAUAAUGUUUAUAGUUUUGUGCUGCAAAGUUGUGAGGGUACAAAAUCAAGAUAGGUACUUACAGUGUUAAUUUACGACUUCUUUGAUUGCCCCCAACGUCCGAAUAUUCUUCAGUACAUAGAUUUUACACUGAAAAGAGUAUUAGCUUUUUCUCCUUGUGCCUUGCGGCGUAUACGCAUUAAAAUAGAUAUAGCGUUGACAACAAACUCGUUUAGCUUUGUUUCAUAACAUAUAGCGCAGAGUUUAUUUAGUUAUUCUAAAGGCGUUGUGUUAUUAUUAGUGCCUUUUUUUACCUUGUUUGUAUGACUGCCUUGGUCACAAAUAUGGUGUAUUUUUUUGUUGAUUCACAUGAUGAUGAUGGCACCAUUUUCUAUAUUUUUUUACAUUGCAAGUGGGACUAUCAGUAGUAAUUAGUUGGGCAUGACACAAAUGUCUUGUAGGUACAUUAACUUUGUUUAACUAAUAAUUAGUAGUAAGUAAUUGUAUUAAUACGGAAUAUCUUUUACUCCAUAUUUUAAUAGAUCUGACGAUGUCGGAAGUUAAGUAACCUUGAUUACCGUCAUUACAUUCUUAACAAAAAUCCAUUGUAUACUUUCUAAUAUUUAUUUUAAAGAAACUUACAAACAAUUGGAUUGAACUGUAUAAUGUUAUUGUUUGGAAUUUAUUAUGUUAUUGUAGUAUGUUGCUGAUAUUAGUGCAAUUGUGUGUCAGUAGUGUUUUGGAAUAUGUGUCAUAUAAUACUUACUGGCGGUUACUUUAAUGUUUUGGUAACAUAGUUAUGGGGCAUGAGCUGAUUACACACGAUUGCAUCAAUUGCUAUAAAUCGGUUCGGUAUUUCGGAUGUCGUAACUGGUUACUGGUUGUCUAACAAAAUAGGGAUGAGAAAAUAUUGAACUUUCUAAACUUGUGCAAGUUUUCUAUGAUUAUUUUUGUAACACAGUCUGGCACUGAUUUUCUUACACUUUGUGUACCUAAACAUAGUUGCUAUAUUGGACAAAUCUGUUCAAUUGAACUAUUAAAUAUGAACAUCUAGUUUCCCUCCCUACUUUGGCAGACGCAGUAACUAAAGAUUCACUGUGAUAAUGGUUUGAACCUAUUGGUUUAAAGAUUUUAGACUAAGGUGAAUUGGUCUGCUAGCUGAGUAACACUUGAGUGAUCGUAAUUUUAAAGCAGAGACUAUGGAGCUUAUAAUAUGUUUAAUAAAAAAAUAUUCAAUACCAUUUGGGUUUUAUUAUUUAAGGUUACAAACUAUGCGAUUUAUUACUUAUACUAAGCUAUGUAUUCAUUUAAGGUUGUUUAUAAUAAAGUGAGACAAGUUUUAUCACAGUACAGUUUAUUAUUUAUAUUAGAACUAAGUCACUUUAGACCCUCUUUCUUUAACAAUAGCUCUUGACUGUCUGAGUACUUUGCUAGGAUGUACAAUGUUUGGAUCAGUCUCCUCAGCCAGCUCAUCUAAUCUUCUUCUCAACAGAUCCUUCAACUCCUGUAUACCUGGCCCUCUUCUUAGUGCUGAUAUACCAAUAAUGUCAUCAAAAGAUAUAACAUUUUCUGGCCUCACAUCUUCUGGCAGUGUAUCAAGCAAUGAAUUCAUAUCUUUGUAGGCUUCUUUAAUAUUUCUUAGUACUUCAUCAGUGCCAGGUAAAUCCAUUUUGUUUACAGCCAGUAUUGCAGGCUUUUGAAGUAAUUCACUAUUAUAAAGUUCUAACUCCUUAUUUAGCAACAACACAGUCUCUAGGCAUGACCUCUUUGGAUGUUUUGGGCUGAGUUGGAACCCUUGUGCAUCAGCAAUAAACAGCAGAAUCUUUGUUCUUUCCACAUGUUUCAAAAAACUGUGUCCUAAUCCCACAUUAACAUGGGCACCUUCAAUGAGUCCAGGCAAGUCUGCUAUAGAGAUCUGUCUGAGGUCCUUGUAACUAAUGAUUCCUUUGUUGGGUUUUAUUGUUGUGAAAGGAUAGUUUGCAAUUUUAGGUUGAGCUCUUGAAAUUGCUUUCAACAGUGAACUCUUGCCAGCAUUGGGAAAUCCUACGAGUCCAAUAUCAGCAAUUAAUUUUAAGUCCAAACGUAUGUGAUGAACCUGUCCAUGAUGCCCCAAGAAAUUUGAUUCAGGCGUCCCUCCUGGCCCUCCCCUUGCUAAAAUUACUGUUUCACCUUCUUUAUCGAUUGAACCUAAAACUUUUCCAUCUUCUCUAAAUACAGUUACGCCAAGAGGAACUUCAAGUUUUACGUCGGAGCCUGGAUUACCAACUAUUUUUGUUUUGCGACUAUCUUCUCCAUGUCCUGCACUAACUGUCUUGCCACGAUGUUUGCUCAUCACGGUUUUGAGGUUUGCAUCUUCUUUUCCGAUACAAUAAACACAACCGCCCUGUCCUCCUAGGCCCCCAAAUUUUGGUAGACCAGUCCCACCUGUGCCACCUUUGACAUGAAGUCUGACGGAAUCCAAGAAUUUACUUCUAAGAUAGCCUCGUGGUUUUUUCAACUCCCUCGCAGCGAACAACGUUCUAAAAAUGAACACCAUCUUUCAAUAAUAGUAUUAAAUAAAUGCAAUUUAAGGUUAUGUUCCUGUUUUCGUUUCGAAAUGUGACAUAUAAAUUCCGUGUCACUGUAUUUGACAUAGGUACAAAUAAUUAAUUUGUUAAGAUAGUAUUUUUAAACGUCUUAUUUCGUUAAAUGAUAUGUAGCAAGUUGAAAAUAAAUUAUUUCAAUAUUAAAACAAGUUUAUAAAACCAAUCA